This is a messenger RNA of Blumeria graminis f. sp. triticale, 1764 nucleotides long. The record is from the annotation of a GenBank genome assembly. Lineage: Eukaryota; Fungi; Ascomycota; Leotiomycetes; Helotiales; Erysiphaceae.
AUGAGUGAAGUCUUCUUGGCCCAGCCACUACAUCAUUUUGUUCACGGGUUCAUACUUUUCGGAACUCAACUUCAGCUUUGGGUAUUCAAUCGGUCAGGGCCUUACUGUGAGUCGAUCAUUGAUAUUGGAAAAUCCCCGAAAAAACUAGUCCACGUGCUGGCUGCUUACAUGAUGAUGAGCGACAAAGAGCACGGGAUAGACUCAAACAUCCGAUAUGACGAUGACGAGAUCAUCAUCAAGAUGAAGAUUCCAGGGUCAAACGUCAUGCAGGAGUUCUCUCUUGAUUUGAAGCCGUUGGUAUGUCAGUCGGCGCUUGUCUCCAGGGGCACAACUGUUUACUCCUCUAUUGAUAAAAAAUAUGUGGUAAAGUUCUCGUGGAAGAUUUGUGGGAAAACAUCCGAGGUGGAAUUGCUCAAGGUUGCAAAGGAUGUUGUAGGCAUGGCAAAGCUCAUCGGAUGGCGCGAUUUGGUACAGACAAGCACGCUCCGAAUGGGACUUACUUUCACCCAACUCAUGGUGAAGUGCACACGACCGGCUGAAAAGGUAUUAACCACGCCAGUCGUUUUAAGCGGGAAUUCUGUUCAAUACCUAAAGAAGAGUACAAGUAAAGCUAAAUCUCGCAAACGGAAGAGCGAGCCAGAACAGGCAGGAGCCAUAAUUGAGUCAGUAAGUAAGCGAACACGAAGUGGAACUAAGGUCGAAAUUAGAUCACGACCAACUGGAAUAGUCGUUGAAUCAGGAAAGACCAUUCAAACCAAUGAAAGCCUUGACGUUCCCCAAAGUCCGCAGAGACGUAGCAGUCGCAUCGAGGAACUGCGAAUUAGUCAAUCGGUUGGUGGAAAGCGAAAGAUCCAGGAAGACGUAGAUGUCAAUGAUCGUCUCAAAAGAGUCCAUCUUUCCAGUCAUAGAGAAGAAGCGACAACUGAUGAAAAUGAUGGAUCAAACUCUUCUCUUGGGAGUGAAUCUAAUCACACAAGUACGACCGAAGCGAGUGAAGAAUCGAUGAUGUCGUUCACGAGUGAUUUCAUCCCAUCUGGAUACAAGAUUGAAAGAGCGGAAUGUGUCAACAUACGGAAGCGCCAGCAAGCAGCGGUUGCAAUAUCGCCAAUCGGGAAACCAAUCAAUGAUUUCAACACGCCGCCAGAGGUAGUAAUGGGGCUACGCGACGCCAUUAAGGCUCAUAGAUCUCUUUUUACCGAUGCCAAAAUAUUGCAUCGAGACAUUUCGGUGAAUAACAUCCUCCUGAAGAUCUGUGACGACCCUAAAGAUUAUGGAGGCAUUCUGAUCGACCUGGACCUUGCAACUUUGUUCAAGGACGGCAAGGCACAAGGGAAACUGGAAGCGAUGACGGGAAUCAUGCAAUUUAUGACACUGGAAAUCCUGAAGAACAGCUUCGCAGCACCUAGGGCUGUAGUAUUACACUCAUAUCGGCAUGAUCUUGAGUUGUUUUUCUAUGUCCUGUUGUGGAUAUGCAUGCGCUAUGGAUGGCCGGUUAGUAAGUCACCGCAUUUGGACUUUUUAAGAAAGUGGUACUCAGGGACUGCCGAAGAGAUCUACAAGAACAAGAAAACACAGAUGAAACUCGAAACAUUUGGAGAAGAGGUCUAUGAACGGAUUCCACCUACUUUCAAAGUAACUGAAAAUCUUGUUCGAAAACUCUGGAAAAUCUUAUUUUGUAAGGGCGAAGAUAUUGCAACGGGUACCACUCAUGACCCUGAUACUUUGUACUGCCCGAUAAUUAUGGCAUUCGAAAAACCAUCUUGA